CCGGCCCCCCCCACCCCACGAGACCAGCCCAUCUAGGCCCUGCCCUUUUCUGGCCUUGGCCCCGCCUCAACAGGAGCUCAGUCCCGCCCGGUAUUGGCCCCGCCCCUUCUCGACCAAGCCUUCAGGUCCCGGCAGGGUCCUGGCAGGGGCCGCCCGCAGGGUCUUGGGACUGAGGAUUAAACUUUGAUCCAAGCUUUUCGAACAGAACAACUGUUUUGGUCCCGAGCGGACCGGUACGUAUCGAGUCUCCUGCGGCCCUGCCCCUGCCAGGUCCCGGGGAGUUCUCGGACGCCCCAUCAACCCUCGGCUCCCUUUGCUGGCCCCGGCACGGGUGCUGACCCCGAUGGUCCUGCUGGGCAUCCCCGCGGCAGUGCUGGCAGCGCUGGGCGCGCAGCUACUGUUCCAGCUGCAGGCCGGUCGCGCCGAGCUGCGGGGGUCGCGUGUUCCCCGGAUGGACCCCGAGCUGGGCGCCGGCCCCGGGCUGCCCGAGGACGCGGCCGGGGCACUGCUGCCUCUAGCUGCUGCGCUGGCCGCGCUGGCCCUCGUGCUGGGCCUAACCUGCCUGGUGCUCGCUGCGCUCUGCGGACAUCUGGGCGCCGAGCUGGCCCGGGGACCUGGACUAAGCAGCCUCAGGUCCGCUGGGUUCCUGUCGGACUGCCGCCCACUCAGGCACACAGCCCUCGGUCUCUUCUGCUCUGGGAUCUCCAUCUACCUGGCAGCGCUGUCCAUCUACGCCCUGCUGCUCUUCGAGAUUGAGGCCGGGGCUGCCGCCGCCGCCAUCCUGGGCCUGGGUGUCCUCGUCCUCGCGGCAGCGCUGACCCUCACUCUGCGCCAGACUGCCCGCGCCUCCCGCCAUGGCCCUCAGGAGCUGUCCCCUUCGCCGCCGCCGCAUUGUGAAGAUGACACCAUCCACCCCAUCGAGGGCUGCAAGGCCGGCCCCCGGGCCUCUCAUCAGCAGGGUACCCACCGCCAGAACCCCUGCUCAUCCUGUCCAGAGCCUGGGGACCCCUUCAUACCUGCCACCGUAGGGGGAGGCCAGGACAGAGGCCUGCUUGCACCCCGCUCGCACCAGACUCUGCUGGCUGGCAGGGGACCGUGGGAAGGGAUUACCCUUGAGAUGUGCAACAUGCUGGGCCACCGGCCAGGGGGCUCAGGGAAGGACUCCACACUCGUGUAAGCCCCAUGUCACGGACAGAGAGAUGGUGCCGGGAAGUAGGGAGAGCACUCAGGAGAGACAAGUCCAGAUGCAGCCACAGCAGGGUCCGGAGUGAGAGUACAGCAGGUAGGCUGGUUGCUCUGCAUGCAGCCGACACAGGUUCAAUCCCUGGUGUCCCCUGUGGUCCCACCAAUAGUAAUUCCUGCAUGCAUGAGCACCACCAGGUGUGGCCCAAACUCCCCGUCCAGAAAAUUUAUCAGGCAACCUAAUCUCUCAGUUCACAGCAUCCCUGUUCACUUUGCCUCAUGACACAAAAUGGCUACCAAGGAACCAACCAUUACCUCCUUAUCUAGACAGAUAUGCACAGGUCAGGGUUGGCUUGACAACUUUCAAGGCUUCCUGGGAGAUUUACAUCCUACUGGCCAGCACAAUAACUCAAGUCAGGGCUGGCUGGAAGAUGGAACUCUUGGGAAUGAAGUGACAGGUGCAGGGUGGACUGGGCAGGGAGGCCAGGGCAGUGGUUUGCUCAAUGUUUCUGUCCAUUUCGCAGAUGAGGAGAUCGAGGCCAGAGAGGGGCAGUGACUCACUGUGUCCUCUAAGUACCUCCCUGCUAGUACUGAGCAUCAGAACCAGGACUCACACCCAGAUCCAGAAGCCUCUUGCUGCUGCCAUCAGACCCCGCAACUCCUCCUGGCUGGAGCAUUUGGAAGCUCAGCAUCAGGAGCAUGGGCCCCUCAAGACUGCACCUCAGUGUCCUGGGGCGUCACCAUCCUCCCCAGGUUCCCAGGUGGGAACCAUGCUUGGGGCGUGGCCAGGCCGUAGUGUCGGGAAUGGGCUGUCACCCGAGUCGGACAUUCACAGGGGUCCUACUGCUGUGAUGCACAGACUCAGGGACCCCCUGGGAAGCUGUCAGUCUCUCAGGUGGCCCCAGUGAGCACAAUUAUCAGCACCAACUGCCAAGUAGGAAGAAUAAAGUUCCGAGUUCACUGUGUGCCUGGUUCUGAGCAUGGUGGGUGGAGGAGCUACACAGGAGAAAGUGGGGUGGUGUCCACAGCUGGAGUCCUGCAA
This is a messenger RNA of Sorex araneus (European shrew), 2224 nucleotides long. RefSeq names its product transmembrane protein 221 (gene TMEM221). Bases 344 to 1177 code for a protein of 277 amino acids. Lineage: Eukaryota; Metazoa; Chordata; Mammalia; Eulipotyphla; Soricidae. The record is from RefSeq and is a predicted model, not a curated record. The transcript has 3 exons.